Messenger RNA from Anopheles coluzzii, 4669 nucleotides. RefSeq lists its product as uncharacterized. The record is from RefSeq and is a predicted model, not a curated record. The coding region runs from base 433 to 4383 and encodes 1316 amino acids. Gene Ontology annotation, molecular function: nucleic acid binding; zinc ion binding. Gene Ontology annotation, biological process: DNA integration. The transcript is spliced from 2 exons. Lineage: Eukaryota; Metazoa; Arthropoda; Insecta; Diptera; Culicidae.
AAACAUGGCCGUAACAACGAUAAUAGAUGGCAACAAAAUUCAACAUCAAAUUUCAAAGCCAAUGAAUUAGUGCAAGAUGCCUUUAUUUGAAUGUAACAUGGCCGUAACAACGAUAAUAGAUGGCAACAAAACUCAACAUCAAAUUUCAAGGCCAUUGAAUUUGUGGUAUGGCAAACAAGCAUGCCCAUCACUAAGCCAUGAUGACAAACAGGGAUGACAAGUCCGGAUGGGAUGGCGACACGGAAUGAUAAUCCGGUGCGAGGUGCACCAUCCCUAUUGCACGGCAAACAGGAUACGACAGGUUGAGUUGGUACGAGGACAUCAAGCGAAGCGGAGCAAAGUAGAAUACCACAACUGGCGACGAGGUUAAAACGGUGAACAAAAGAAAGUGAUUGAGUGAAAUUGUGGAAAGAAAGGAAAAAAACCAAAGGAAUGGACACUUGGAACAUUUCUCAUUUCCUUUUUAGGUCGAUGGAUCGGAAUUCUAUCAGAAGCGAAUGGGUUAAGUACAAAAGAAAUUUUGACUUCAUCAUUGCGGCAACCGAAGAGAAGAACAGAACUAAGAUACGAAACAUUUUCUUGGCAAGGGCGGGACCAGAUGUGCAGGAAAUCUUUGCCACUAUACCAGGCGCGGAUGUAAAGGAAGACGCGAGCCAAGGUAUUGAUCCUUAUAAUGUGGCUAUUCAAAAGUUGGACGAAUACUUUUGUCCCAAGCAGCACGAGGUUUUUGAACGGAAUCAAUUCUGGACACUAAAGCCGGAGCAGGGUGAAACGAUUGAACAGUUCACGUUCAGGUGUCAAAGUUUGGCCCAAAAGUGUUGUUUCGGCAAGACUGAAGAGGAAGCUAGAGCGAAUAGUGUCAUCGAUAAAGUAAUAUUAUUCGCGCCAAAUGAACUAAAAGAAAAAUUGUUACAACAUAAAGCGAUGAAUGUAGAACAAAUGAUUCAAGUAGUUAGCUCGUACGAAUCAGUUAAAAGGCAGGCACGAGAAAUACUUGCACCAGGAAAAGUCGAAACAAGGGACUAUAAUGCAAGCGAACAGGUUAACCGUGUGGUUCCGGCCAAGAGAGAGUGUUUCAGAUGCGGGAAAAAGGAUCAUUUGGCGGCUGAUCCAAAAUGUCCUGCACGUAAUAAGGAGUGCUAUAAAUGUAAGAAGGUCGGACAUUUUGGUUCGCAGUGCCGCACACCUGGAUCCACCAAAAGGCAAGGAGGAAAUGACAAUAAUGGGGCGAAACGUUACCGACAGGAAAGAGUUAGGGCUAUCGAAAACCGGACUGAAGAAGAAGAAGAAGGAAAAUCAAGCACAGAAAAUUUCAUCUACAACAUCAGCGAUGGGGGAGAGAUGCUGUGGAUUAAAGUGAGAGGUGUGAUGCUGCAUGUUUUAGUUGAUUCGGGAUGCAACAAAAACAUAAUAAGCGAGAAAGCAUGGGAAUAUCUCAGAAGAAAUGUUAUAGAAAGAGGGGUAAAUCUAACAGAGUGCAAGGAGAUAUUUUUACCAUAUGGAGAAAAGGCUAAGCCGUUAACGGUAUUAGGCAAAUUUGAGGCGUCGGUUGAAAUUGAGGAUGAGGGGAGACGGAUAUGCAAGCCAGCUUCAUUUUAUGUUAUAAAAGGAAGCCAACAGUCGCUACUAGGUCGAAUUACGGCUAAGGAGUUAGGAGUGUUAUUUAUAGGGUUGCCGAGCACACACGGGGUUAAGGCUAUAGAGCAUAGUGAACGGAACGUUUUCCCGAAGAUAAAAGGGCUAAAGGUAAAAAUACCUAUUGACUGCGAUGUACAACCCGUAUGCCAACAUCCGCGACGCCCACCAAUAGCACUGUUAGAUAAGAUAGAGGAGAAGAUUAAGUAUCUGCUUGAAAAAGAUAUUAUAGAACCGGUGGAGGGAGGCUGUGAAUGGGUUUCACCACUAGUACCGAUCGUAAAAGAUAACGGAGAUCUAAGACUAUGUGUUGACAUGCGUAGAGCAAACGCAGCGAUUGUAAGAGAAAGGCAUUUUAUGCCUACAAUAGAAGAUUUUUUGCCUAGAUUUACAUCGGCUAAAAUCUUUAGUAGAUUAGACAUAAAGGAUGCAUUUCACCAGGUGGAACUGGAUGAGAAAUGUAGGUACAUAACAACAUUCAUAACCCAUAUGGGCCUAUUCAGGUACAAACGACUCAUGUUUGGUAUUGUGAUAGCACCGGAGGUUUUUCAGAAAAUUAUGGAGCAGGUGUUAGCAAAAUGCAGUUCAAAUGCAGUCAAUUACAUUGACGAUAUUUUGGUUUUCGGAAAAUCUGAGAGGGAACAUGAUGAGGCCCUACGAGCGGUUCUGGACGAGAUACGGAAACAGGGCAUAUUAUUAAAUCAGGAAAAAUGCGUAUUUAAAGUACCGGUGAUCGAAUUUCUAGGGCAUAGAAUUUCGAGUCACGGCAUCGAACCCACAGAAGGAAAAAUUGAGGCGUUGCGAAAAUUUCGGGCACCUUCUUCCGCAGAAGAAGUUCGAAGUUUUUUAGGCCUAAUAACAUAUUUAGGAAGAUUUCUGCCAAACCUGGCAACAAUAACGGCACCACUACGCGAGUUAACACAUAAAGGAAUCAAGUUCGAAUGGGGGAAUAGUCAAAAAGGAGCAUUCGAGAAAUUGAAAACAAUGGUGGCGGACGUAAAACUCUUACAUUUUUUUGAUAAUUCCAUGAGAACAAGAGUUAUCGCUGACGCUUCGCCGGUUGCAUUAGGUGCAGUACUAGUUCAAUUCGAGGGCUCACAAGACGAUCUACCUAGACCAAUAGCGUAUGCUAGUAAGAGUUUGACAGAUACUGAACAGCGUUACUGCCAGACAGAGAAAGAAGCUUUGGCAUUGGUUUGGGCGGUAGAGAGGUUUGCUCCGUACUUGCUAGGACGUAUCUUUGAAUUGGAAACGGACCAUAAACCGUUAGAAGUCAUUUUUAAGCCCUCAUCACGUCCAUGUGCCCGUAUUGAAAGAUGGCUGUUGAGAUUGCAGUCUUUCAAUUACGUGGUAAAAUACAGGAAAGGCUCAAAUAAUAUAGCGGAUCCAUUAUCGCAAUUGGUGGAUAAUAAAGAGGGAAUUCCAUUCGAGCAGGAAAAUAAACAUAUGAUAUGGGCCAUAAUGGAAUCGGCAGCCAUAGACGUACAGGAGUUAGAAGACGCUGCCAAGAUAGAUGAAGAAUUAUUGAAGGUUAGAGAUAGCCUCCAAUCUGGUAGCUGGAACGAGGUAGAAACCAAACCAUAUGCCCCUUUCAAAGAAGAGCUAGGUAUGGCGGGGGAUAUGAUUAUUAGGGGUAACAAACUAGUUGUACCGAAAGCGCUACGGCCAAGGAUGUUAGAGCUAGCCCACGAGGGACACCCGGGGGAGUCCGUCAUGAAACGCCGAUUAAGGAAUAGAGUUUGGUGGCCCGGAAUGGAUCGAGAGGUUGCAAAACACGUUGUUGGAUGCGAGGGAUGUCGUCUGGUAGAAAACCCGGGAAAGCCAGAACCAAUGACACGACGCUCGUUACCCUUAAGACCGUGGGUCGACGUUGCACUUGAUUUCCUAGGGCCAUUACCGUGUGGUUCAUAUUUAUUGGUACUCGUAGAUUAUUUUAGUAGGUACAAAGAAGUGGAAAUAAUGACCAGAAUAACAGCCAAAGAUACGGUAGGGAAGUUGGCAAAAAUAUUUACGCGACUAGGGUUCCCGAGAACUAUAACAUUAGAUAACGCGAAACAACUGGUCGGAACGGAAUUUGAAUCGUACAGCCGAGAGCAUGGCAUACAUCUAAAUCAUUCCACCCCGUACUGGCCUCAAGAAAACGGUCUAGUUGAACGCCAAAAUCGAUCGUUGUUAAAAAGACUAAAGAUAAGUGCAGGUUUAGGAAGGGAUUGGAAAAAGGACUUAGAAGAAUAUCUUAUGAUGUACUACACAACACCGCACUCCACAACAGGGAAAACACCUACCGAGCUAUUAUACGGAAAAACCAUUCGUUCAAAAAUACCGGCAUUGGAAGAUAUAGAGACCGCCGUAAUAAGAGAGGAAAUAAGGGAUCAAGACCAAACGCGGAAAUGGAAAGGAAAAACAAACGAAGAUGAAAGGAGACGAGCACGCAAAUCGUCCAUCUCAGAAGGAGAUAUAGUGCUAGCGCAAAAUAUGCUCCCGGGUAACAAACUGCAAACAAACUUCAACCCAAAGGAGUUUGUGGUGAUAGGAAAAGAUGGAUCAAGGGUAACGAUUGAGGACCAAGAAACGAGCAGAUGCUAUAAGAGAAAUGUAGCCCACUUAAAGAAAAUUGAGAAAUUGGUUGAUAAGGAAUCGGGAACACAGGAAGCGCAAACAUCGGGGGAAACAUUGAGUAAGGACAUAACGCAUUGUCAGAGAAAGAGAAAUCCACCAGCUAGGUUGACAGAUUAUGUAAGAGAAUAGGAAUUUAUUUAGAAAUUAAAUUGCACUCAUAGGUAAUGGUAUAUGGGAAUCCAAUGGGAAUAAAAACAAACAAAAAAAGGAGUGAUGUGGUAUGGCAAACAAGCAUGCCCAUCACUAAGCCAUGAUGACAAACAGGGAUGACAAGUCCGGAUGGGAUGGCGACACGGAAUGAUAAUCCGGUGCGAGGUGCACCAUCCCUAUUGCACGGCAAACAGGAUACGACAGGUUGAGUUGGUACGAGGACAUCAAGCGAAGCGGAGCAAAGUAGAAUACCACAGAAUUAGUG